Alternaria triticimaculans is the source of this 1911-nucleotide messenger RNA. RefSeq lists its product as uncharacterized. The coding region runs from base 1 to 1911 and encodes 636 amino acids. The record is from RefSeq and is a predicted model, not a curated record. NCBI's taxonomy places the organism in Eukaryota, Fungi, Ascomycota, Dothideomycetes, Pleosporales, Pleosporaceae. The transcript has 2 exons. Gene Ontology annotation, molecular function: protein binding.
AUGCACAACUGGCCCGCGCCACACUCCACCACACAUCCCACAACGCCGCCGCACGCCCACCCGCCCGCUGGAGACUGGCCGCACUCACCCAGCGCACUGGCUGCUGCUGUGACGCUAGCGACGCUCUCCGACAACAGACCGCCCGAUGACGACGAGGACGACGGCGACGACGAUGACGAUGGUGGGGGGAUAUCGCUAGAGGACUACCAGCAUUUCAUGGAAGCCAUGCCCGAGUCGCAUCAGGCAGGAGCAAACAGCGACGAUGGGGACCCCUCGCUGGAUGAGGGAGGCACGAUAGAAGACAUGUUUGGCUUCGGGCCAGUCCAUCCAUCCUAUGUCACAUACAACGCUUUCGACAUGUUUGCAGGCUCCAGCAUACCUCAGCACCACACAUCCACUACACACUUCAUUGCGCCGGUCACCAUAGCAGGCAACCUGCCAUACGGUACUGACUUAUUACUUGAGCCACCGCCAACACUCAACGAACCGCACCUGAGUAUACAGGACCGGGCGGCCUUCUGCCCCAUUACGUCCUAUUUCCACCGCUUCUACGGGCAGUGGAAGCCCGGUGUUGUGCCUGGUCUGGAUCUCAUCCAGCUGCCGGAUUUCAUUACCCGAGAAGAUCUCAAGGGUGAUGAGUAUGAUUAUCAGGGAAUAGAUUGGACCACCCGGAAGACUACUAGGGCUUCGGUACGGAGAGCAAGGUCGCAACAUGAGCGUCAGCGGGUGCCUCAUAGUGUGAAGCAGGUUCGCAAGCACGUCCAUUCAACACCCAACACGGACAGCUUCUUCCAGUUCCGAAGGAUCAACACCAGCCCCCGUGCCUUUGUGCCUCACUUCCAGCUGCGGAAUGUUCUGACGGCCACAUCUCGCAAUGAUAUCUACUAUGCAAAAGGUCACCAAGUACUCCACACAGACGCAGAAGGCACAUCCGAAGACGCCGUCGUUGACCUCAGCAAACACCUGGCUCUCGAUGCAUCGAUUACCACUAUCGCUUCCCACGGCGACGUACUCAUCGCCGGUGCUUUCGAAGGCGAGUACGCCAUCACCAACCUCUCCUCAACCCACGGCUCGCCCUGCACAUUCGGCCGCACCACCGACUUUGCGACCGACACAAAAUCACGCAUAGUUAAUCACAUGCACCUCUUUCCCUCACGGCGAACCUACACCCCACAAGCCGUCCUCUGUUCCAACGAUCACCGGCUCCGUGUGCUCGACUGCGGCACCAACACCUUCGUCCACUCGUUCCUCUACCCCGCAGCCGUCAACUGCUCGGCUACCAGUCCAAAUGGACGCAUGCGCGUCGUCGUCGGCGAUUUCCAAGAAACUCUCAUCACAAACGCCGAAACCGGUCAGCCCUUCGAAACGCUAAACUCGCACACUGACGACGCCUUCGCCUGUGCCUGGGCCGACGACGGCAUCCACGUCGCAACCGCCGCACAGGACUCCACCAUCGUCGUCUGGGACGCACGCUACUGGGAGAAGCCCCUCGCCGUCAUGAAGAGCGAACUCAGUGUCCCGCGUUCUCUUCACUUCUCGCCCAUCGGCUCCGGCCCGCGUGUUCUUGUUGCCGCCGAAGCAGAUGACUUCAUCAACGUCAUUAACGCGCAGACCUGGGAGUCAAAGCAAACGUUCGAUUUCUUCGGCCCCGCGGGUGGUGUUUCGUUCACACCUGAUGGACAGUCUCUUUUCGUUGCGAAUGGAGAGAGGCGAUUUGGCGGUAUCAUCGAGCUUGAACGCACAGGUUGGGCGGACAAGACAGGGAGGAGGGGUAGUUUCGAUGACGAGAUCCGCGAUGAGAUUGUUGUGGAUUGGGUGGGUGAUGAGGCGCUGGACAGCGAUGGAAGGGUCCUAGCAGGAGAUGUGGCUAGAAGGAGAAGACAUGUGGAUUUGAGUGAUGUUAUCGUAUAA